Molecule: messenger RNA, 3585 nt
Organism: Neoarius graeffei (lesser salmon catfish)
Lineage: Eukaryota; Metazoa; Chordata; Actinopteri; Siluriformes; Ariidae
Gene: ppp2r5b
Product: protein phosphatase 2, regulatory subunit B', beta
Exons: 14
Coding region: 443-1954 (503 amino acids)
Biological process (GO): protein dephosphorylation; signal transduction
Cellular component (GO): cytosol; protein phosphatase type 2A complex; nucleus
Molecular function (GO): protein phosphatase activator activity
Source: RefSeq, a predicted model, not a curated record
UUUUUGAGACAGAGAGAGAGGUGGUUGUAAUGGCGCGGUUGCUGAUGCACACAUGUCCGCGGGUGUGAAGUCGCCAUUCUCUGCCCUGCAGCGCGGAUUCUCCGCCUCUCUGUGCUGCGGACACCAGCCCUGAUCCGGAUCAUCACACACUAUUCAUACCCGACUAGCAGCACCACAGACCUGUAAGACCGAACCAGUGGCCUAAGACUCAGGAUCAGUGGCCUGAUCAAUACCUGAUGCAGUUUAUUCUGUAUGGACGGAGCAUCUGACCGGAUUUUUAUUCCCCAGCACCUAUUUUCCCAGACCUUCACCAUGGGACGACACUGACUGGAGAAAGAAGAAGAAGCAGGAGGAGGAAAAAAACCGCAGCUAAUACAAGGCACUAAGGAACAGUUUUCUCCCGCUGCCUUACGGACAUCAGGCUUCUAUCAGGCUCGCACCCAUGGAUCAGCCCACCAAGCUGCCGCCGUCGAGUCCGUCCUCGCCCACAGCGGCCUUCUCUGUGCCCAGUGCUGAGAAGGUGGAUGGCUUUCCACGCCGCUCCAUGCGCAGGGCCCGCCAGAGAAGGUCACACAGCUCGUCGCAGUUCCGUUAUCAGAGCUCGCAGGUGGAGCUCACACCUCUGCCUCUGCUCAAAGAUGCCCCAGUGGCGGAGCUGCAUGAUCUGUUUUGUAAGAAGCUGCAGCAGUGCUGUGUGCUCUUUGACUUCCUGGACUGUGUGGCUGACCUGAAGGGGAAAGAGAUCAAGCGUGCGGCACUAAACGAGCUGGUAGAGAGUGUGGCCACCAGCCGCGGCAUCCUUAUUGAGCCCCUCUAUCCUGAGGCCAUCAAGAUGAUCUCAGUGAACAUCUUCCGCACCCUGCCGCCCAGUGAGAACCCAGAGUUUGAUCCAGAGGAGGAUGAACCCACACUGGAGGCCUCCUGGCCCCAUUUACAGUUAGUGUACGAGUUCUUUUUACGCUUCUUGGAGAGUCCUGAUUUCCAACCCUCCAUGGCCAAACGUUAUGUGGAUCAGAAAUUUGUUCUGCAGUUGCUAGAGCUAUUUGAUAGUGAGGACCCCAGAGAGAGGGAAUAUCUGAAGACCAUACUGCAUCGUGUCUAUGGCAAACUGCUUGGCCUCAGAGCGUACAUCCGGAAACAGAUCAAUAACAUCUUCCUCAGGUUCAUUUAUGAAACUGAACACUUCAAUGGAGUGGCUGAACUGCUGGAGAUUUUGGGCAGUAUCAUUAAUGGCUUUGCUCUGCCUCUGAAGUCAGAGCACAAGCAGUUCCUGGUGAGGGUCCUGAUCCCGUUACACACUGCCAAAUCUCUGUCCAUCUUUCAUGCACAGCUUGCAUACUGUGUUGUGCAGUUUAUGGAGAAAGACGCCACUGUUACAGAAUAUAUCAUCAGAGGGUUGCUGAAAUAUUGGCCCAAAACAUGCACUCAGAAAGAGGUGAUGUUCCUGGGGGAGAUCGAGGAGAUUCUGGAUGUGAUUGAGCCAUCACAGUUCAUCCGUGUGCAGGAGCCACUUUUUAAGCAAAUUGCCAGCUGCAUCUCCAGCCCCCACUUCCAGGUUGCAGAGCGGGCUCUGUAUUUCUGGAAUAAUGAGUAUAUUCUGAGUCUGAUCGAGGAGAACUGCCAGGUCAUCCUGCCUCUGGUCUUUGGCACGCUUUACCGAGUCUCCAAAGAGCACUGGAACCAAACUAUUGUGUCACUGAUCUACAAUGUCUUGAAGACCUUCAUGGAGAUGAAUAGUAAACUUUUCGAUGACCUUACUGCCUCCUACAAGGUGGAGAAGCAGAAGGAGCUGAAGAGGGAGAAGGAGCGUGCUGAGCUGUGGAAGGGGUUGGAGGAGCAGCAGGAGCGGAGGCUGCAGAGUCUGGGGGAAGCAAGUCGCAACCAAAAGAACCUGCAAGAGCGAGAGAACCUGAGCAAGAACGAGCCAGAGAGCAGUGCUGCCAAUGCCACCUAGAACACAUACACACGCACACACACACACAUACAGACAAAUGCACAAGCCAAUAUGUACAAACAUGGAGAUCAUAAUAACACACACACACACACACACACACACACAUUGUUUUACUGACAGUUUUUACUCUGGACCUUACCAUCACCUCUUAAAAUAUACAUAAAUACAUGCCUACACACACACACACACACACCAUACAGACAACAUUGCUGGAACAAUCAGAAAGAACAAACCAACAGCCGGUUGUCUAUAUGUAGAUAUACAAGCCACUCUCACACUCAAACACAAAGACGUGAGAUGUAAAUGAUGCAGAAUGAAAAGAUGAGUACCUCUCACUCUUCAUGCCUUUUAUUCAUUUCCUCUGUCUCUAUACAUAUCUUACAUGCUUCUUACUCAAUCUAUCGCUUCCAUUCCGUUUCUCUCUUCCUCUCAUUGACACUAAAUGUAUACAUGCAUACACACACUGAAGACACAAGCAACACAAGCAAGAACACACGACACAUGCAUGGACAUAUGAACAGGUUGGAGUCAAAUAAACACACACACACACACACACACACAGAGUCAUCGAUUAAACUCUGGAACGGGUCUAAUCUCGCUCGGGACCGCUCUCAGUCCCAGUGUCAUGUCCACCACUGGACUCUCUCAUUCUCCCAAAAGAUGAAGCAACAUCUGAAAAUGAUGAUUAUGAAGAAUUAUGAUGAAGAUAACUCUGUAAAAGUAAUGGUUAUAAUGUUCUUAUUACAGCUUAUUCUAUAAGUAACACUUCUAUUGCUACUUCAACUGAUGUUUUAUAUAUACAUAUAUAUAAAUAUAUAUAAAUAUAAUAUCUAUGUCCGAUUAUAGUGUUGGUGGGGGUAUUCUAGUGUAGCACCUCUUAAACAUGACAAAAGUAUGCUGCUAGACUAAACUUGUUCUGAUGUGAAGAUAAAACAUUUCACUAGUCUGUUCUUCUUCUGGGGUUUCUUAAAAAAAAAAAAAACAUCCAAAAUGCAAUAUUCUCAUCUACUUUGAAUGUGUGUCAGCAGUUUUCUUUGGAAACCAUACCGCCUACUUCAGUACACCUUGUUUUAAAGAUGGGGUCGAUAUUUUGUUGAUUGUUUUAAGUUUUAUUUUUGUAUAACAAUUUGUUUGUUGAUAUUUAUUAAUAUUUAUUUCAUAUUGUGACCAUCUUGGAGCAAAAACUUGAUGAACAAGACUGGAAAUGACUGUAUGCUUCAGCAUACUUAAGUCUGGGAUGGAUUUGUCAAUGUUUUGAUGUUGGAUGUUGGUUCUGUACCAGCAUAUUCCAUGACUUUCCUCUGUUUUUCUCUGGAAAAAAAAUGAAAAAUGUAGAAAAAUCAUUGCUCAUUUUGUUAUUGGUUUUGUAAAAGAUGCAGUUCAUUUCCCCCAUACUUCCUGCAAUGAGAAGGCUUAGAUUUGAGAGAGUUGGUAAGGGAAUCAGUAGAAUAGAGAGAAGGCAAUACAUGAACUGGAACUGUUAGCAUAAGUAGCACCACUUCAACUAGAAUUGCACUGUCCUCUUGAUCAAUGUUUUGUGUUUAAAUAUAGCAAUGUAUUUUUGGGGGACCAACGGCUUUGGGAUAUGAAUGUAUAAAAUAUGGGAUAUAAACAUGAAAAUGUCUGUUGAA